CUGAGUGGACUAAAGAUGGGGGAGCAAGGUAAUUGGCUGGAGGCUAACAGAGGAGACUGGGUGGCCAACUUGGAUUCCCAGACCCAGACAGGUGCAGCCAAGGGCCCUGGGGACGACAUCAUAGAGCAGGCCAGGACCAUAGGCGACAUAGUGGAGCCUGCAGUCCAUGAGGACCUGCUGAUAUCCGGUGUUGCUGGCGGGAGAGACUGGACCUCUAAAGCGGCUGGUCACAAACCCUGGCCCCGGAUCAGAACCAUGGAUCAGGAGCCGUCACUCUUCCUUCCUGUCUCAGAAUCAGGAUGGAACCUCGAGGGACAAAGACUCCACCAUCACGCAGAACACAACCAGUGGACAGGUGGACUGAACAACCUCAGUCCUGGUGGUCAUCAGAGAGACAGAGGCUCCAGUCAGGGAUCCAGUCUGAAGCCCAGACCCUUCUCUUCACAGUCUCAGUGCAGGGAUGGAGCAGGGCCUGGGGCUGAUAGAGAUCGACCCUCCUGUUCCUAUGAUACAAACAGCACAGUAUCCAUGAUGAAUAGAGAAUGUCACCCUGGACUUCAGCCUUCACAGAGAAUGGUGGGAGCCCCCCCUGGUGGUCUAUCAGCAAGUCUGUCUUCUCCUUCAGGGUCUUGUAUACUGCCUGGUGACUGGGUUCAUAGAAGGCCUGGACCUGGGUCUAGCCUUCCUCAGUUAUCACGGGGUUACCCCACCAAUACAGACAGGGUCAGGAUGGGUGUUCUCCACAAGAGGUACUUAGCCUAUAACACAGCACACAAUCCCAACAACACCCAAUCAAUGGCUAGAGGUCAAGAAGGGAGCUCAAAGAAUGACCACACGAGGGUGGUGGCUCCUGCUUCUACCUCCUCUGGUGUCAUUGGGUCACAACGUGGGAGGCCGAGCAUUAGGACGGACGCAGACAAGCCGUACGCCUGCCCCACGUGUGGGAAGCGCUUUGCUGAGGCGAACUAUGUGAAGAAGCACCAGAGGGUCCACACAGGGGUGAAACCCUUCAGCUGUACCCAGUGUCACAUGCGCUUCGCCCAGGCUGGUGACCUGAGGAGGCACCAGAGGGUCCACACAGGGGAGAAACCAUACAGCUGCCCCCAGUGUGAGAAGAGGUUUUCCCGCCAGUACCAACUGAAUGUGCACCAGAGGAUCCACACAGGGGAGAAAAUAUAUUAGUUCGCCUGUACGCACUGCGGGAAGAGGUUCUCAGAGAGGAGCUACCUCAGGAUACACCAGCAGAAAAACCAUUCCACUCUAUAACAUAGAAAGUAACCAUUCUACUUGAUAGCUUCUGAUGUUUAGAUCAAACUCUGUAUUAAAGACAAUUAUACAUUUUCAUUGAUGUCAACAGAAAAAAUCCACAGAUGCAUUUGGAAUAAUGAUCGUAACAGAUUUCAGUGUUGAAUAUUCUUAAGUAGAAUAUUGCAUCCAGAAAUGUUUUGAUAUACACGGUAUAAGGCACAUACAGUGCCUUCAGAAAGUAUUCAUACACCUUGACUUAUUCCACAUU
Molecule: messenger RNA, 1516 nt
Organism: Coregonus clupeaformis (lake whitefish)
Lineage: Eukaryota; Metazoa; Chordata; Actinopteri; Salmoniformes; Salmonidae
Product: B-cell CLL/lymphoma 6 member B protein-like
Exons: 3
Coding region: 16-1182 (388 amino acids)
Biological process (GO): negative regulation of transcription by RNA polymerase II
Molecular function (GO): DNA-binding transcription repressor activity, RNA polymerase II-specific
Source: RefSeq, a predicted model, not a curated record